ACAGAUGCCCGCACCUGCACGCCUGCGUCCCCUCGCCAAGCUCCCCAAAGCCGCAGCAGCCUGCGCAGAAGCUGGCGCAGCGUACGGCAAGUGCAUCGGCGCGAGGUAUCAAGAGGUCGAGCGCGACAUGUGCCAGCGCGAGUUUGCCGCGUUCCGCCAGUGUGUCGCCGAGCAGAUGAAGGCGCGAAAGUAGCGCUCGAGUGCGACCUCACCGUCGUCAUAUCACGGCCCCACCGUCCACCGCGCGUCUCGACGAGGUGCCGGCCCAGGGCGAGACGAGCAAAGCGAUUUGCGCCCCUUCAGCUUCCCUCUCUCUCGUCCGGCCGGCCGGCCAGGGCCCAGGGUGCAGGGUGCAGCUGUGUGCGGAGGAGCGGUCGAGCGGGCGGAGCGGGCGCGCGAGGACAACAAGGGUCGGCCGGGUUUGGUGCUGGGUCGUCGUCUCGAGAAGCCGGGUCCGACCGCCGCUCGCGCUCGCCUCGUGGCUCCAGACGUGCUCGCGCGAGCACCCCUCGUGUUUGUACUCUAUCACCUUCUUGGAACCCGGCCUUGUUCUGCGUG
Molecule: messenger RNA, 558 nt
Organism: Rhodotorula graminis WP1
Lineage: Eukaryota; Fungi; Basidiomycota; Microbotryomycetes; Sporidiobolales; Sporidiobolaceae
Exons: 3
Coding region: 5-193 (62 amino acids)
Biological process (GO): mitochondrial respiratory chain complex I assembly
Cellular component (GO): mitochondrion
Source: RefSeq, a predicted model, not a curated record